AUGAAAUAUAUUAUUUUAGUCAGAGCAUUACCACCAAGAACUCCAAUGAAGGAGUUGGUUGAUUUUUUAAAUAAAGUAAAAAAUUUCUCACACACAAAAACAUUUUUUAAUACUGGUAAUAUAAUUUUAGAUGCAAAUGAUAAAAUGGAUAAAAAGGCAAUAGAUAAAGAGGUUUGUAAUAUUUUAACUGAUAAUUUUAAUAUGAAUAAACCUUUAUUGGCAAUAUUUAAUCUUGAUGAAUAUAAGGACAUUCUUUCAAGUAAUCCAUUUGACGAGCCAGAGAAAUCAGUCAUCUUUUUCCCAAUCAAGACAAGAUUAGAGCAAGAUGAUUUCGAUAAAGAAAUAGAAUCCAAAUGUAAAGUGGUCGAUGGGACUAUAUACUACUUGGGCCCAACCAGCAGCAAAAUUUCUUCAGAGGUCAAGGUAUUUAGAAUUAUAGAUCGUAAAACUAAAACUGGCUCCAAUAAUGAAUAUACUUUUAGAACUUGGAAUUCAUCGCAAAAGAUUUUGGCAUUGGCAAAUAAAGAGUAG
Dictyostelium purpureum is the source of this 531-nucleotide messenger RNA. RefSeq lists its product as uncharacterized. Bases 1 to 531 code for a protein of 176 amino acids. The record is from RefSeq and is a predicted model, not a curated record. The transcript has a single exon. Lineage: Eukaryota; Evosea; Eumycetozoa; Dictyosteliales; Dictyosteliaceae.